Agrilus planipennis (emerald ash borer) is the source of this 791-nucleotide messenger RNA. RefSeq names its product WD repeat and HMG-box DNA-binding protein 1-like. The transcript is spliced from 5 exons. Gene Ontology annotation, biological process: DNA-templated DNA replication; DNA repair; mitotic cell cycle. Gene Ontology annotation, cellular component: nuclear replication fork. Gene Ontology annotation, molecular function: chromatin binding. Lineage: Eukaryota; Metazoa; Arthropoda; Insecta; Coleoptera; Buprestidae. The coding region runs from base 96 to 791 and encodes 231 amino acids. The record is from RefSeq and is a predicted model, not a curated record.
AAAAAGGGGUUUUCAAGACUCCCGGGCCUAUUGUUUGCCUAGCCGCAAGAGGGCACGCCGUCGCUGUGGUGUACCACAAGGGACCAGUCAGGCAAAUGGAUAUGUGCUUGGGACUUAUAUUGGUGGACUUUUCAGGUCUGAUACCUUCAAGUAAGCAGCUAGACUGUCCCAUAAGUCCGGAGUCAACUUUGCAAUGGUUGGGACUGACUGACUUUGGAAAUCCUGCAAUACAAGAUUCGAUGGGGAUUCUGUCGUUGUAUGUGAUGAAUUCUAACAUCUGGGUUCCCUUCUGUGAUACUACUAAACAAGUGACGAAUGCUUCUGAUGGAUUCUUCAUUACUGCUGUUUUUGAAUCAAACCAGAGUGUAAGGGGAGUCCGCUGCAAGGGCAGUAUGUAUCCCGGGUUCAUACCACGUCCCACUCAAAGUGAAAUACAUCUUGAGGCUGCCUUUGCUGAAAUGGAUACCGAAAAAGCUCAACUGGAAGCAAAUUUGUUUACUUGGUCGUCUCUAAACGUGGAAAAUGUGGAAAGAAAGUAUAAAGAAAAUGCCAUGAAAUUAUUUUCGCUUGCCUGUCAAAAUAAUUUGGAUCUAAGGGCAUUCGAAUUGAUGACAAUGUUAAACAAUCCUGUUUUGGUGACAUUGGCCAUGAAAUAUGCUACUAAUGCAGAUAAGAAAAGACUUGCUGAGAAAUUACUAUCCCUUGCCUCUACAUUGAGACAGAGCAGUGCAGAAACUCCAGCUACAAACCAAAAUUUUGUCCUGGAUAUCCAUUAUCUUCGCAUGAAUUAA